Molecule: messenger RNA, 4128 nt
Organism: Austrofundulus limnaeus
Lineage: Eukaryota; Metazoa; Chordata; Actinopteri; Cyprinodontiformes; Rivulidae
Gene: pax7a
Product: paired box 7a
Biological process (GO): anatomical structure development; regulation of transcription by RNA polymerase II
Molecular function (GO): DNA-binding transcription factor activity, RNA polymerase II-specific; RNA polymerase II cis-regulatory region sequence-specific DNA binding
Source: RefSeq, a predicted model, not a curated record
UUCUACUGAACCCAAACUACACCAGGGGGGGAAAAAAACGCCGCGUUUUUAUCUCCUCCCAGCGCAAAGAUCAUUUCGGUGACCCUCCUCCGCCGCGCAGCUUUCCCUCUGCAGAGGUUUUUAUGUCGUUUUUAGUUUUAUUUUUAUAAACAACGCCAAAGGAGAGCAUCAUUUUUUUGUUUCCCUCCGCAGUGGAGGAAGGGUUUGUCCGCCUGGGAUUGGGAUUUGACAGCAUCUUUUUUUUUUUUUUUUGAGCAUUCCGAAUUCACUCCAUGUUUCCUUUUUAGUUAUUAUUUUUUAUUGUUUGGUUUUUAUGCUUGGACUCUAAAAGAAGCCGAGUCGAGGGCUUUUUUUUAUUUUCUGUGUAGCUAGAUGAUGGCUACUUUGCCGGGAACAGUGCCUCGGAUGGUGCGCCCUGCGCCGGGCCAGAACUACCCCCGAACAGGCUUCCCCUUGGAAGUGUCCACCCCUCUGGGCCAGGGCCGCGUGAACCAGCUCGGCGGAGUCUUCAUCAACGGGAGGCCGCUGCCGAACCACAUCCGACACAAGAUCGUGGAGAUGGCCCACCAUGGCAUCCGGCCCUGCGUCAUCUCGCGACAGCUGCGGGUUUCUCACGGCUGCGUCUCCAAGAUUCUGUGCCGGUACCAGGAGACCGGCUCGAUCCGUCCAGGGGCCAUCGGAGGCAGCAAACCCAGGGUAACCGCACGGACGAGGGUUCAGAUGUAGAUUCGGAGCCCGAUCUGCCCCUGAAGAGGAAGCAGAGGCGCAGCCGCACCACCUUCACCGCCGAGCAGCUGGAGGAGCUGGAGAAGGCUUUCGAAAGGACGCAUUACCCAGAUAUCUACACCAGAGAGGAGCUGGCUCAGAGGACAAAACUCACAGAAGCAAGAGUACAGGUGUGGUUUAGCAACAGAAGGGCUCGGUGGCGCAAGCAGGCCGGCGCCAAUCAGCUAGCGGCUUUUAACCACCUUCUUCCCGGAGGAUUCCCACCCACAGGGAUGCCAACUUUACCCACAUACCAGCUACCGGAGUCCAGCUACCCCAGCACCACACUAUCACAGGAGGGCAGCAGCACGUUGCACAGACCCCAGCCCCUGCCUCCAUCCUCCAUGCACCAGGGAGGACUGAGUGCUGACAGCAGCUCUGCGUACGGCCUGUCAUCCAAUCGCCACAGCUUCUCCAGCUACUCCGACACCUUCAUGAGCCCUUCAGCGUCCAGCAACCACAUGAACCCGGUCGGCAACGGGCUCUCCCCGCAGGUGAUGAGUAUCCUGAGUAACCCCAGCGCCGUACCCUCUCAGCCUCAGCACGACUUCUCCAUUUCCCCCCUGCAUGGCAGCCUGGAGAGCUCCAACCCCAUCUCAGCGAGCUGCAGCCAGCGCUCUGACACCAUCAAGAGCGUGGACAGCCUGGCUUCCUCUCAGUCAUACUGCCCCCCCACCUACAGCGCCACCAGCUACAGCGUGGACCCUGUCACCGCGGGCUACCAGUACAGCCAGUACGGCCAGACUGCUGUAGACUACCUUGCUAAGAAUGUAAGCCUGUCCACCCAGAGGAGGAUGAAACUCGGGGACCACUCGGCGGUGCUGGGGCUGCUGCAGGUGGAGACGGGACAAGCCUACUAAAGCUACGCCCCUGCACCUGUAUCCCUCCGCCUCGCCCUCUUCCAUCUUGCUCCGUUCACUCCAGCUCGGCUCCCGUGCUGCUUCGCUAAGACAUCAGAGAAAGUGAUGCCCGYAGGUUCAAGAAGUCACUUUGGAGAAUGAAGCUAAACUUUUCAAACAGUUCUCAGUCUCUGGGCGGCGACACAUCGUUUCCUCUUAAUCACUUUGGCGCGUUCGCCUCGCAACUUGUGCUCCUGUCCAUAUCCAAAACUCUGUUUAUUUCACUCAGAGGGCCAGAUAGGACCCCCUGCAUGGUGGAUCUCAGCUGGCCUGGACUACUGUUUGUCAUGGCUGCAGUCCAGCACCCAUUUAGAGCCAUCAAUAACAUGUACUUUGACCUCGCUGUUCAUAGUAGUUAACAAAGCAAAUAUCAUUUGACCAACUCUUCUUAUUCUUGUUCCUUUAUGAUAUUGUUCAGAUUAUUGUUGCUGUUAUACGAUUAUGGUUAAUGUGAUUUUUGUUGUUCUUUGGAUCCAUUUGUAUCUCUUUUAUCUGUUAGAUGUUUGCGUGUAAAAAAAAAGAAAAGAAAGAAAAAAAGACGAAGCACAGCGGAUGACUGAGACGACCUGGGAGCGCAUGUCUGUUGCGUGUUUGCGUGUCCCGCACAUCCACACGAGAGAGGAUGAUUGUUUUCCAAGCUGCUGCUCCCCGAGCUCAAAUGUUCGUGAGCGAUUUGACCUUCUCACUUUCAUAUUCCUCCUGACAUUCCUAAAGAACUUGGCCACUCUGUGGGAAGUCUGGCAGGAUGGGAUCUGCAGGGAAUUGAAGCAGCGYUUUGGCGGCCAAUAGCGUUUCCCUUCGUAACCUCCAUCCCAUCCUUAGCUGUGGCCCAUAGGGAGGGGGCAUUGUUUGCAAAAACAGGAUUGGGGAAAUUAAUGUAUUUUUAAAUAUGGACCUUGCCAAGGAAGGCUAACUGAGCCCCUCGUCUCCCCCYGCCACCAAAUCCCAUCUGUCAGGGAAUCCUGGGUGGACUUAAACAGUGUAAAGCAGAUUAAAUCACACGAAUUUAACGUCAAAGCUAAUUCACAAUGACCCCUUCCAUUAGCAGCUAGUAUUUCAGUUUUUAAUCCCAUCAUUAAAACAUUUUGUAAAUGCACCUUCAGUUCAUUCCUACUUUCUGACUUAAUGAUUUCUUCAAAACAUUCCUCAGGCUUUGUCUAUAAAUUACACUCUGAGCUUUCCUGAAUUAUCUGUUGUGAUUGAAUAGAAGACAGGCUGUGCCACUCUUUAAAAAAAUCUAGCUUAAAUAAUCCAGUCAGAUGUGAAAAUGCACAGAUAACACUACUGAUUGGCUCUCCUCACUUAACUUUGACAUCCUGACUCAAAUGUAAGAAAAAAAUGAUGAUCUAAAAGAAAAGUUUGAUACGAAAAUUUUAGCAUUCCUAGUGGGUUUUUGAUAUGACCAGCUGUUUCCUGGAGGUGUCUGUGAUUUUAUUUUCCUUUUGUUUUAUACAUCAACGCUCAGUUGUUAACACUUGAGACGAGACUCGGUCCUCUGUCAAUAUUAAAACUUAAAAAAAAAGUACAUUGCCAGGAUCAGAUUGAGUAUUGUUUCUUUAUAAAGAGUAUGUUUUAUACUAAAACAAAGCUAUGUUGAGUGGAAGAUAAGUAAUGGAUCUGUGAAAGUAAAUGUUUUAUUUGAGUUUCUUUAACUGGUUUGUUUUCUGUUUGGCCUCAAUUUUUAUUUUUAUUUUGGCCCACACAAUGAUGAGUUUGUAUAAAUUAGUAAAAUCUAAAAUGGAAUUGAUUUUGAGUGAAACUGUGUGUGAGGAGAUCAACGUGAGCUGAACUUUCAGAGACUCCCUGGAUCGUAGUGUAUAUUAAAAGAAAUGGCGGGAAAAGAAAUCGCCACCUAACGGAGAUUUUUCACCAACAGCUUUUACAGACUGACUUUUAGCUCUGAUCGGACCACGGACCCUACACUCCGGUGCCCAGAGCCUUUCUGAGGUGACUCCCUCGAUGGUUCGAGUGACGAUGUGAGUGACAGUAGACUCUCUUUGAAAGAAAACAAAGAGUCAAGUUUGAGGUUUUUUUUUUGGACCAAGACUUAAGGAGAAUAAAGUAAUGCUGACUCCGCACUGUACGGCAGCAGUUUUACUUGCUCCUCUUAGACACCUCACUUGUGUAUAUUUUAAAACGAAAGAAUUUUAGAAUUGUCUUUAGUGUAUCAAACCCAUUUCUAACACUUGCGUCAAUAAACAUUUGGAUAUUUAAGACAUCCAGCUUCUUCCACUUCCUCCCGUCUUUUUGACCCUUAACCUGUUUAGUUGCUUUCUGACAUCUGUGCUUUGCUUUCCUCCUUUUUUCUGUUCCGCAUGUGUAUAUAUUAUCAUGGUAUAAUUUAUUCUGCUGUACGAAGUAUUAGAGUAGUGGGAAACUUGUAUUGGUAUUUACUACCUUCAGCCUGUUGAUGUGUUUAAUGUAACACUGGCGUAACUGUUAUCAAUUAAAGAUCCAAAACCGA